This is a messenger RNA of Elgaria multicarinata webbii, 3733 nucleotides long. RefSeq names its product polyhomeotic homolog 3 (gene PHC3). Gene Ontology annotation, biological process: negative regulation of DNA-templated transcription. Bases 66 to 3023 code for a protein of 985 amino acids. NCBI's taxonomy places the organism in Eukaryota, Metazoa, Chordata, Lepidosauria, Squamata, Anguidae. The record is from RefSeq and is a predicted model, not a curated record. Gene Ontology annotation, cellular component: nucleus; PRC1 complex. Gene Ontology annotation, molecular function: zinc ion binding; chromatin binding; histone binding. The transcript is spliced from 15 exons.
AGAACAUGGCGGAAGCGGAGUGAAGGAUUUGUACGCCAAGAGGGUGAAAGAAUCAUUCCACAGCUAUGGAGAAUGAACCAAGUACAACAACAUCUUCCACAUGCACAACGACCGUUGCCACAACAUCUUCUCCCUCCCGUACACAGCCACCUCAGAUAUCUGUCUAUAGUGGCUCAGAUCGACAUGCUGUGCAGGUUAUUCAGCAGGCCUUGCAUCGUCCUCCUAGCUCUGCAGCACAGUACCUUCAGCAGAUGUAUGCAGCUCAGCAGCAGCAUCUAAUGUUACAAACCGCUGCUUUGCAACAGCAGCAUUUGAGCAGCACCCAGUUCCAGAGUCUGGCCAGCGUUCCACAGGCAAAUCUAUCAGGUGGGAGGCAGUGUGCAUCUCCCAAUGGCAGCGUCACUCAACAGUCAAGCAUGUCAGAGACUUCGAUUAAUCUCUCUGCUUCUCCUACACCUGCACAGCUAAUAAGCCGUUCACAGACCUCCAACACUAGUAGCAGCAGUCUUACCCAACAGACCAUGUUACUAGGGAGCACCUCUCCUAGUCUCACUGCAAGCCAGGCUCAGAUGUACCUCCGAGCUCAAAUGCUGAUUUUUACACCUGCUACCACUGUGGCGGCUGUCCAGUCUGACAUUCCUGUUGUGUCGUCAUCAUCUUCGUUUCCUUGUCAGUCUGCAGCUACUCAGGUCCAGAAUUUGACAUUGCGCAGCCAGAAGCUGGGUGUAUUGUCUAGUUCACAGAACGGCUCUCCAAAAAGCAGUAAUCAAGCCCAGACACUAGCAGUGUGCCCGAAUAAGCCUAUAACUAAUACCAAAGGCAGUCAGUCAGAUCCUCCAGAAAGCAAAAGAAAAGGAGACAGCCCAACUGCAGAGCCUCGGAGCCCAGCUGUUACGCGUACCUCAAGUAUUCAUCAGCUCAUAGCACCAGCUUCAUAUUCUCCAAUCCAACCUCAUUCUCUACUAAAGCAUCAACAGUCCUCUCUUCAUUCACCACCUUCAAAAAUUUCCCAUCAUCAGCUGAUCUUCCAGCAGCAGCAAGUUCAACCAAUCACACUCCAACUUCCUUCCCAUCAGGAAGCAUCUUCUUCACAACAUUGUGUACCACUCCAGGGCCAUGCUCUUCCUUCAACUCCCAGCAAUACCCUAUCACAGCACUGUACACCCAUUCACAUCCAUCCUCCUCCUCUUCCUCCUCCACUUUCUCCAACCCCAUCCCAGUCCUCACAGCAAUCAGUGGUUGUAUCUCCCCCACCACCUCCUUCACCAAGCCAGUCGCCAACUAUAAUUAUUCACCCCCAAGCUCUUAUUCACUCACAGUCACAUCCACUAGCAUCGUCAACACUUCAGUCAGAACAUAACACAGCACAGGCCGAUGAUAGCCCAACAGAACCAAUAUCACAGUCCACUAAUCUUCCACCUCAACUGCCACCUUCUCCAGUAGUACACAUUGGCUCAGCAGAUCAGCCUUCCAUGGUGUCCACAGGCCAGCAGAUAACAUCUCCGACACCUUAUCAACAGUAUCCAACUUUGCAGCCCACACCAAUUCCAGCUGCAACCUCUCCACAGCUGUCAACAACUCCAACCCACAAUCAGCCUCUCCCCCUUUCUCCUGUUCAGUCUCUACAAGUACAGCCUGAAAUGUUGUCCCAGGGUCAGGUUUUGGUACAAAACACAUUGGUUUCCGAGGAGGAGCUUCCUGCUGCUGAAGCUUUAGUCCAGCUGCCAUUUCAGUCCCUUCCUCCUCCUCAGACAAUUGCAGUAAACCUUCAAGUGCAGCAAGCAGUACCCGUUGAAACCCCAGUGAUUUAUCAAGUGGAGGAGAUGUGUGAGGAAGAGAUGCCAGAGGAAUCAGAAUGUGACCGUAUGGCUCAGACCCCCACUCCACCAACCUUGUCACCACCAGCUAUAACCUUAAGAAACAGAGAAGAACUAGCCUAUGAGGAGCCUUUUCCAGAACAAGAGGGACAUCCUUCAGGGGCCUCAUCUGUCAGCGCUUCUGUAAUUAAAUCACCAUCAGACCCUUCACAUGCCUCUAUUACACAACCACCUCUUUUGCUUCCUGCAGUUGCAACAAGGAGUAACAGCGCAUCAGUGUCUAAUAGGAACCCUAGCAUAGAAAACAAACUCCCACAAGCAAUCGUUAAGCCACAAAUCCUUACCCAUGUUAUUGAGGGUUUUGUGAUCCAAGAGGGCUUAGAACCAUUUCCUGUAAGUUGUUCAUCUCUUCUGGUUGAGCAGCCUGCAAAAAAGAGACUCCUGGUGGAGGGCCAGGUGAUGAAUGUAAUGUGUGUUGAGCCAGAGCUACAGAACAAUGCAAAACAUGCAGACAACUCCUCAGACACAGAGCUGGAGGAUAUAAUUACUGAAGAGGGACUAGAUGAGAUGGAAACUGAUCUCCUUAAGUGUGAGUUUUGUGGGAAAAUGGGAUAUGCGAACAAGUUCUUGCGGUCGAAGAGGUUCUGCUCCAUGUCCUGUGCCAAGAGAUACAACGUCAGUUGCAGUAAGAAAUUUGCAUUAUACACAUCAGACAAGAGCAGUCGUUGGAACCGGAGCCCAGAUGGUCAAAGCUUUGGGCGACGCGGGCGACGGCCAAGCGCCUCUGACGGACCUCCAAGAGAACACUUCCUCAGACAGCUUCCAAUUACUUAUCCAUCUGCAGAAGAAGACUUGGCUUCUCAGGAAGACAAUGUGCCGGUUGCCAUGACCACUCGCCUGCGAAGGCAAAGUGAGAGGGAAAGAGAGCGUGAGCUUAGGGAAUUGAGAAUUAGGAAAACGACAGACAACAUGGAUUUGUUACCAGCCGUACAAUCUAACCCAUCAGUAUGGACCGUUGAAGAUGUUUGGGCCUUCAUCCAUUCUUUGCCUGGUUGUCAAGACAUUGCUGAUGAAUUUCGAGCCCAGGAGAUUGAUGGGCAAGCUCUUCUCUUACUAAAAGAGGAUCAUCUCAUGAGUGCAAUGAAUAUUAAGCUAGGACCUGCGCUGAAAAUUUGUGCACGGAUCAAUUCCUUGAAGGAGUCGUAGUGGAAAACUAAGGCUUUAAACCACAGCUUCCAAUAGAUGGCAGACCUGAAAUGUAAUAAGCCAGCAUCUUAAUGUUUGAUGUGGUUAUUACUGCUGUGUUUUGCUAAGUAUCUUUUUCCACAUAAGACUGUUGGAGGAGCAUAUGUAAUGUAAGCCUCUGAACCUUCUAGUAGUUAUCCAGCUUAUCAGGAAGCAUAAGCUGUGGGAAAUUGUUGUAGUCAAAUGCAGGACAAGGUAGAGUCAGUGGAAAGCUCUAUGAAGUGUUUGUAAAAUGUUGUGGGUGAUGCUUAUUCCCAAAAGGCAGUUAUUUACCAUACAAGAUUUAAACAUUUUUUAAAAAUAUAUAGCCUUGAUUACAGUUUUAAAUUGUGUUUCUAUACACUUUUUUCCUUUGUAGAAAGCUUUUUAAGAAUACGGAUUAACAGAAGAGUCCACAGAGUCUGUGGAAGCAUUGAUUAUGGUAAAAUGCUAUGCAUUUAAUUGUGCUCUUUGAGUUUCAAUUAACCUUGAGUGUACAGUUUGAAGGGAACUUGCAACUGACCUCCUCUUCUCUCAUAACCCUGCAGCUCACCCACCAAUAGAGUAUUUUCUUCAAGUGCAGAAGCUUUUAUGUAAACAUGUGAGACAUUUUGUGAACACAACAAACUUUCCACUAUCAGCAUCUUGGUUACCUGAAUUCCACAUUUCCUUCUUUCUAAACAUUUAGCAAA